This is a messenger RNA of Prunus avium (sweet cherry), 879 nucleotides long. Its product is annotated as splicing factor YJU2-like. Gene Ontology annotation, biological process: mRNA splicing, via spliceosome. Lineage: Eukaryota; Viridiplantae; Streptophyta; Magnoliopsida; Rosales; Rosaceae. The record is from RefSeq and is a predicted model, not a curated record.
CCUCGAGCACUCGCUGCACUGCUUGUAGCAUUGUCAUGGCCAAAGGCACCAAGUUGAAUUCCCGCAAAGAAGAAGCCCUCGGCGAGGAGUUUUGGGAGGUUUGGAAGGAUCACACAUUCAGAUUUUGCUUCAAUUGUACCCAGUGCUCGGCUGAGAUAGUCAUAAGGACAGACCCACAAUAUUCACACCUUGCUGUUGAGGGCGGUGCUUCGAAAUUUUGUAGUCAUUUUAUCCCUUGGCUUCCCCCUAGGGUUGAGGAGAAAGAGAAGUUGGUUCCUUACACGGACCCAAACUGGCAAGAGAAAAGAGAGGAGGUCUUAGUUAACAGGAUACAACAAAUUAUAGAUAAGCGUAUUCAGAAAAGGAAGAUUGAAGAAGCGGGAGAUGCCAUGAAAUCUUUGGAUUCCAAAAGAGAGAUUUAGCAGUUUUCCGUCAAGGUAGAUUCCUUAUUAUUUGUAAUCAGAUUCAUAGCCGAUCGAUGUGAUAAUGCAUGUAGUUUGCUAAGCUUGGGCAUGUGACUGAUCAUUUAGAGCAGAAUGAAGACUUUCCUAAACAAAAAUAUGUACAAGUUGGUCCUACAUUCCAUGCUUCUGCUAAUUUAGCUAGUUUUCAUUGUCAUUGGUUUAUUUGAUAUCCUUGUGUACAUUAAUGUGUUUAUUUUUGAGAUGUACGCAGGUUUAUGAAAUAUUUUGACUUUUGUGUUGAUAGAAACGGAGGGCGCUGCUAAGACAUAUGUGUAUUUUUUUAGAUGUGUGGUUUAGUAAUGCAAUAUCUCCUACUCCUACAUUCCUUUGUUUAUGUUUGUUUAGGUAUUCCGAUUCAAACAGCUUACAAUUGACUAAAAUGUAAUGUAUAAUGAUUAAAGAUUUACUUACCAUU